AUGCCCGACUUCCAGGUUCUUGCUGUUCUCUACAAGGGUGGUGAGGCUGCCACGCAGGAGCCUCGUCUCUUGGGUACGAUUGAGAACCAGCUCGGUCUGCGUGAAUGGCUAGAGGGCCAGGGCCACGAGUUCAUCGUCACCGAUGACAAGGAGGGUCCCGAGUCCGUGUUCCAGAAGAACAUCGUCGAUGCCGAGGUCCUCAUCACCACCCCCUUCCACCCCGGCUACCUGACGCGCGAUCUCAUUGAAAAGGCGAAGAACCUGAAGAUCUGUAUCACCGCGGGUGUCGGCUCCGACCACAUCGACCUCAACGCCGCCGUCGAAAAGGGCAUCGAGGUCCUCGAGGUCUCCGGCUCCAACGUCGUCUCCGUCGCGGAGCACGUCGUGAUGAGCAUCCUGCUGCUCGUCCGGAACUUCGUCCCCGCACACGAGAUGAUCGAGCGCGGAGACUGGCAGGUGUCCGAGAUCGCGCGGAACGCGUUCGACCUCGAGAACAAGGUCAUCGGCACGAUCGGCGCCGGCCGCAUCGGCUACCGCGUCCUCCAGCGGCUCGUGCCCUUCGACCCCAAGGAGCUCCUCUACUACGACUACGCCGAGCUCCCCGAGCAGGCCGCCAAGGCCGUCAAGGUGCGCCGCGUCGCGGACCUCAAGGAGUUCGUCGCGCAGUGCGAUGUCGUGACCGUCAACUGCCCGCUACACGAGGGCACGCGCGGGCUCGUCAACGCGGACCUGCUCAAGCACUUCAAGAAGGGCGCGUGGCUCGUCAACACGGCGCGCGGCGCGAUCUGCGACAAGGACGCCGUCGCGGAGGCGCUCAAGAGCGGGCAGCUCGCGGGCUACAGCGGCGACGUGUGGAACGUGCAGCCGGCGCCGAAGGACCACGUCUGGCGCUAUAUGAAGAACCCCCUGGGCGGCGGCAACGGCAUGGUGCCGCACUACUCGGGCACGACGCUCGAUGCGCAGGCGCGCUACGCGGCGGGCACGAAGAGCAUCCUGGAGAACUACCUCAACAGUCGGGAGCAGGAGCCCCAGAACAUCAUCAUCGGCAAGAAGGGUUACGCGACCAAGGCAUACGGCCAGCGCUGA
This is a messenger RNA of Dichomitus squalens LYAD-421 SS1, 1086 nucleotides long. Its product is annotated as NAD-dependent formate dehydrogenase. NCBI's taxonomy places the organism in Eukaryota, Fungi, Basidiomycota, Agaricomycetes, Polyporales, Polyporaceae. The record is from RefSeq and is a predicted model, not a curated record. The transcript is spliced from 6 exons. Gene Ontology annotation, cellular component: cytosol. The coding region runs from base 1 to 1086 and encodes 361 amino acids. Gene Ontology annotation, molecular function: formate dehydrogenase (NAD+) activity; oxidoreductase activity, acting on the CH-OH group of donors, NAD or NADP as acceptor; NAD binding.